GUGUGGCUGUGAAUGUUUCGAGGGGGAUUCCUUUUCGCGUCGCACAGAAACCGGACGCUGUUGGUACAUUAGCUGCAGAAAAAAUGUCAUAGUUGAGCCGAAUGAAUGGAUGCUGUGAGGUGCCUUUGCUCACAUCUGUCCAAAAUGACAUGAACCUCUGAGCUUCCAUCGCUCAGCUCCGCCGAUUGUCGCCUCCGCUAGUCAGGGCACCAUGGCAACGAGGAUGAAGCUAAAGCUGAAGACUGUAUUUUUGCUCUACUUCAUGGUCUCGCUCCUGGGCCUCAUCUAUGCACUGAUGCAGCUCGGCCAGCGCUGUGACUGUACAGAACAUGACUUCCCUAAAGACCGCACCAUAUCUCGACUGCGUGGGGAACUACAUCGUCUUCAGGAGGAGAUGAGGAAGUUUGAAGUAACAAAGCAACCUCAGAAGCAGCCAGCCAAACCGUCCCUGCCCACCAUCUUUGUUAUCACGCCGACAUAUGCAAGGCUGGUGCAGAAGGCCGAGCUGACUCGUAUGUCCCAGACUUUUCUCCAUGUCCCUCGGCUCCACUGGAUCUUGGUGGAGGACUCGCCACACAAGACGCCUCUGGUGACCGACCUGCUGAUGAAGAGCGGCCUGACCUACACUCACCUACACAUGCCCACCGCCAAGGACCGCAAACUACAGGAGGGUGACCCCAGCUGGCUCAAGCCCCGUGGAGUGGAGCAGAGAAACGAAGGGCUACGGUGGCUUAGAGAGGACAGGAGGGCUCAGCCAGGAGGGGAUAACCAGCAAGGAGUGGUGUACUUUGCUGAUGACGAUAACACAUACAGCCUGCAGUUGUUUGAGGAGAUGAGGAGCACACAGCGGGUGUCAGUUUGGCCGGUGGGCCUGGUUGGAGGGAUGAAGUAUGAGAGGCCUGUGGUUGAAGGAGGAAAGGUCGUUCGCUUCCAUACCGGCUGGCGUCCCAGUCGGCCCUUUCCGAUCGACAUGGCUGGCUUCGCCGUUUCCCUUAAAUUGGUCCUGGCCAAUCCAGAGGCAUGCUUUGACGGAGAGGCACCAAUGGGCUUGCUGGAAAGCAGCUUUCUUCAGGGACUGGUUACCAUGGAUGAACUGGAGCCCAAAGCAGACAACUGCACUAAAGUGCUGGUGUGGCACACACGGACAGAGAAACCGAAGAUGAAGAGAGAGGAGGCGCUGCAGGCUCAGGGACUGGGUUCAGACCCUGCUGUGGAGGUCUGAGGGACACGCAUGCACAUCAACACACACUCACACACACAUGCGCACACAGUGUGUGAUUAUAUUCUGCUGUUAAUGCUGCAUACGUAACUGCAUUGUAAAUACUGUAAACACUAAAGUACAGGAGAGAACCUGGUUUUGAGAGACUGUUACACCCGGUUGUAAAUAUAGAUGUGUAUCGAGUGUGUGUUUUGUCAUAACUGUGCUGAUUGUAUGUUAGUGUGUGCGUCUUUUUCGUUUUUGAGUUUGCGAUCCUUGUUUAGCAGUACAGUCAGUGUCAAUGUUAAACUACUACCUGAUGGGGGCGCCAGUGUAUUAGUUUGUGAAGCCUUGCUGCUGGAGCACUGCGGCUUAAAACUGGAGGGAGGGUGCGUCUCAUAGCAGGGUCGUCUUGUAUCACUUCUGUUUACUCGUAGCUCAGUUAGACGCCUGUGAUGUUUCCCGUUCCCGGCAGCAGUUAGAUGUUUUUAUCAGGGGCUGGAGGUAUAAAUGAUGUGACAGGCAGAAACCGUGUAUAUAGCUUUUCCAAAACAUGGAGUGGUAUUUUAAAAAGAAGGAUUUGGUUUUUCAUUUCAUUAUUUUUAAAUAGUGAGUUGAGCCAAUAUGAUGAUGAAGAAAGAAGGGGGAAAUGCAGACAACCAAGCUUGUCAUUUUUUGUGAGUGUCUCAUUCACAAACUGCCUUGUAGGGGGAAAAUUACUAAAUUUUAUCAUUAUUGUUAGAUGAUCAUAAAUGUUUGUGGCUUCAUGUUAUUGUGGGGAAAACCUUUGCCUAGCAUGCCAAAGAUCCCCGGAUUGGGACUAGGAGGUGACACAAAUGCAGCGUCGGGGUAGAACAAGUCAGUGUACUCCUAUUAGCAGUCCCAAGGGUUAAGUCUGCAAGGAUGACCCCAUGGGAAGUAAGGGAGCAGCUCAAAGGACCCUCGUGUACAUUUCAGUAGUGCGGGUGUGAUAAUGAAGUACGAAAGGUUACUUUGAAGGUGUUGGACUGUUUAUUACCCCAGUUUUGCUCACACAGCAGAUUUGGGCUGGUGAUGAUUUCAGAACACAUUUAUCUUUUUUUCAAUUCUGGGUCUGAAUUUUAUGUUUAGUGAUGCUGAGCUGCUUAUUUGAGCUCAUGUCUAAGCGUUUUGUGCAAACUGUUAUUUUUAUAUACAAAUGAUUAACAAGGGAAGCGUCUACUAGACUCUGACAGAUACAGGACAUUUGUGGUAGAUACCGAUAUUUAGGGGGUUUAAAGCAAAAACCUGAUACUGAUAUCUAGAGUAUGUCAGUCACAUGGAUAUAAUGUGUACCCUGGUUUAGCAGUGCAGCCUUCAGUGUCGUUCCAGUUUUCAGGCCAAGGAUCAGUUACAACUGUGCACUUAGUUCAUGCAUGGCUUCUGAUUUUUGUGUUUGUAAGUCAAUAUUCAGGAUGUAGAUCCUUUUUUUUUUUCUUUUUACCCCUAAAAACAAGUCAUCAGCAUCAAAGCAAUGUCAAUAAUCUUUACUCAAACUGUAAUAACAAUGUCUAGGAUUAAGCAUUGUAGAGCCAAGGCAGUGAAUACUUACUACGUCUUUUUUUAACAAUAAAAAUAUCCAUGACUGAGACGGUGCUCUCUAAACACGCCGAGCAGUGAACAAACCCCACGGACGACUUGCUGUUGCGUCUUUAUUAAGCCCUCAACGACCCGUGUUGCAGACAAAGUGGUGCAACUUAGCAACACGGGCACGACAAACACCCGCGUAAUGGAUCCACACCCAACGCACAACUUCUGGGUUGUAACUGGUGUCAUCACACCACAGCUAGUUUAACCCAGUGUUUUGUGAGCAGCUUUAGUGAUGCUUUUUAAAAACCACGCUCAAAGUGGAAACCAUUUAAGGCAGUGAUUAAACAAACAUCUCUGCUGAAGCGCAUAUAAACGAGUUGUGCAAUAAACAAACGUGUUACGUUUCGACACUGCUGCGAUCAGAAAAACACUUGAAUUUGCCUCCAGCGGGCAGGAAAUCCCUGGUACUUAAAGAUUGCCGAAUAUGGAAACUCGAGCUGUGCUUCGUCAUCUUCCACACUCCCUGCAAUGCAACAGACGCUGUAAAAACAGCUAGUGCCUGCUUACGUGUAAUUAGUGCCUGUAAGUAACUUCUCUACUGGUGUAUAACGUAUUUAUUACUGUUCUUUACAUUGUACAGUGUGAUCAUGUCUGUCCCUGGCCUUGGAAAUAAAAGUAAUGAAAAACA
This is a messenger RNA of Pundamilia nyererei, 3434 nucleotides long. RefSeq names its product beta-1,3-glucuronyltransferase 3 (glucuronosyltransferase I) (gene b3gat3). The transcript has 8 exons. Gene Ontology annotation, molecular function: galactosylgalactosylxylosylprotein 3-beta-glucuronosyltransferase activity. Gene Ontology annotation, biological process: carbohydrate metabolic process; chondroitin sulfate proteoglycan biosynthetic process. The record is from RefSeq and is a predicted model, not a curated record. Bases 212 to 1222 code for a protein of 336 amino acids. NCBI's taxonomy places the organism in Eukaryota, Metazoa, Chordata, Actinopteri, Cichliformes, Cichlidae. Gene Ontology annotation, cellular component: Golgi membrane.